Clonostachys rhizophaga is the source of this 183-nucleotide messenger RNA. Lineage: Eukaryota; Fungi; Ascomycota; Sordariomycetes; Hypocreales; Bionectriaceae. The record is from the annotation of a GenBank genome assembly.
AUGGAGAGGCACCUGGGGAGCCCCAGAGAACAGAGGCUGAUGCUGGAAUUCUCGGCACAUGAUGUCGAAUGCUCAAACAUGUUCUCCACCGCGAUCGCCAACUUGAUCGAGGAUAACCUCAUCGGCGACCAAGAGCUGGAGGGGAAUGCCGUAGGGCAGUCGCCUUACUGCAACGAGGUCUAG